Molecule: messenger RNA, 3573 nt
Organism: Meira miltonrushii
Lineage: Eukaryota; Fungi; Basidiomycota; Exobasidiomycetes; Exobasidiales; Brachybasidiaceae
Product: transcription elongation factor Spt5
Exons: 1
Coding region: 54-3476 (1140 amino acids)
Biological process (GO): transcription elongation by RNA polymerase II; regulation of DNA-templated transcription elongation; transcription elongation-coupled chromatin remodeling
Cellular component (GO): DSIF complex
Molecular function (GO): mRNA binding; protein binding
Source: RefSeq, a predicted model, not a curated record
CUUUACACCAUCCAUUUAUCAAGGCUUUGGAGAAGGUAUAUCGAUCACUCAAUAUGUCUUCGCCAGCACCUUCUCCGAGUGGACUCAACGGGGGAAAUGGGUACGAAGAAGAUCAAAAGCCUGUUGUAGCACCAAAGAAGGAAGAAGAUGAUGUAGAAACAAACAUUAUCGCUUCUUCAUCUAAUGGUAAUAACAACAAUAGGGCAAAGUCAGAGGAAAAGCUUGAUGACGAGGAAGAAGAAUACGAAAGAGAAGGUGCCGAUUCAGAUGAUGAUGAGGAAGAAGAGGACGAGGAUGAUGACGACGAUGAAGAUGAUGAGGAAGAAGAAGGUAGAGGUGGGGGUAGAAGAAGAAAGAGAAGGAGACAAGGUGUAAGCCGAUUCGUCGAUGUAGAAGCUGUCGUGGACGAUGAUGAAGAAGAAUACGACGAAGAAGAUCAAGAGCUUUUACGUGAAGAUGGUUUCAUCGAACAAGACGCUGAAGGAGAUGAUGAUGAAGACUUCCAAAGAAGAACAGCUGCAGGUAAUCAAGCUCUAGAUAUACAGAGAAGAAGAGAGGAGGAAUUGGAUGCUGAGCAAAUUGCUGCUCAAUUACGUGAGCGUUACCGUAGUCAACGUGGACUCACAGCUCAAUCCGAUUAUGAAGAAGUACCACAAACUCUAUUGAUGCCCAGUGUCAAUGACCCUGGACUGUAUGCCGUUCGUUGUAGACCAGGUCGCGAAAAAGUAGUAAUUCAAACAAUUCUACGUAAAGCUUUCAGUCCAGGUCCUUCCGGUCCUCUGAAAAUCAUCUCUGCUUUCUCACGAGACACACUUCCCGGUCGAAUCUACGUCGAAGCAACAGAAUCAAAACAUGUGGUCGACGCAUGUGCAGACGUUGCAAGUGCUUUUGCUCGUGGAAAUUCAAUCUUCUUGGUCCCGAUCAAUGAAAUGGCAGAUUUGCUCAAAAUCACAAAAACAAGACAAGAACUCAAACCCGGCGGUUGGGUUCGAUUCAAAUCGGGCAAAUAUGCUGGAGAUUUGGCACAAGUGAUCGAUACGUCAGAGAAUGGUGAAUCUGUUGGAGUUCGUUUCGUUCCUCGUCUUGAUCUUGAUCCUAAAGAAGAUGAGAUUAUCAUCGACCGAAAUGGCAAGAAGCGUAAAAAAGGCAGUCGCUCAGUCGCAGAUCGACCACCGCAACGAUUCUUCAAUGCAGAAGAAGUACGUAAAAAGUUCAGAACUGAUGGAAUCACUCGACGUGACGCAAAUACGUUUAUUUUCCGUAAUCAAACAUACAGUAAAGGAUACUGCGAAGAUGAUGUUUCUGCCCGAAGACUGAUAACAGAAAAUGUCAAUCCAACUUUGGAUGAAAUUUCACGCUUCACAGGAGAGACCAUCAACGGAUCUUCCGGUGGCGCUGGGUCGUUGGGACAAUCAGGAUUAGUGAACUUAGACCUUUUGGCUGAUGCCACGAAACGAAAAGCAGAUAUCGUUCUGCGCAAGGAUGAUCACGUCGAAGUGUUUGAAGGCGAACAAUCUGGUGUGGAAGGUGUUAUUGAGACAGUAGAAGCUGAUGUGGUUACUAUCCGUCUCACCCUAAGCGACUUGGACGAUCAAACCAUUGAAGUACCAAUCCGAAGUGUACGAAAGAAGUUCAGACCGGGAGAUCAUAUCAAGGUGAUCACUGGUAAGCAUCGUGACGAGACAGGUUUGGUGGUGAAAGUGGAAGAUAAUGUGACAACAUUCUUGUCAGAUUUGAGUUUGCAAGAAGUCUCAGUCUUUUCAAAUGAUAUCCACGAGGCGGCAGAAGUUGGAUCUGGAGUCAAUACAAUUGGUGGAUAUGAACUGCACGAUUUGGUGCAACUGGAUGCCCAGACUGCCGGUGUCAUCUUCAAGAUCGAACGUGAAGUGUUCAUGAUCCUUGAUCAAGCCAAUGCUAUUCGCUCGAUCAAACCCAACCAAAUCACAAUGAAACGUGAUAGCGGAAGAGCAGUUGCUGUUGAUUCUGAAGGCGGUGAAUUCCGAACUGGUGAUACGAUGAAAGAGAUUGACGGAGAAGAGAGGGUAGGCACGGUCUUGCAUGUUUAUCAAUCCACCUUGAUUUGGCUCUUCAAUCGAGAUGCAAAGGAGAACGGUGGUGUGUUCUUGACUAGGGCAAACAAAUUGCGACCUCGUGCACCUCGGGGAGUGAACAAGCCGAAUCUAUCCAAAAUGAAUCCCGCUUUGACGAUGGGAACUGGAAUUGGACAAAGUGGACAAAACAAUAAGACCACUAUUGGUGGUGCGAUCAGUAAUCUGCGCAGACCAGGCGGACGUGAUCCGCUCCAAGGAAAGACUGUUUCGAUCAUCAAAGGUCCUUAUAAGACAUACAGAGGAAUCAUCAAAGACACAAAUGGUCCAACAGCUCGUGUAGAGUUACAUUCGAUAUCCAAGAUCUUAACAAUCGGAAUAGAUUGCUUGAUCGAGAAAGAUCCUUAUACCGGUAAGAGCAAGUCUCUAUUUCCAAAGCCUACCGCACCUGGAUCUUCUGGUGGAUUCGGCGAUCGGGGCAACAGCUACAGUGGAGGUGGCUAUGGUGGUGUGACUACAAAUCCAUAUGUUACAGGAGCAGCCACACCAGCACACAAUCCUUACGUGACCGGAUCGAAAACACCUGCUUACCAAAGCGGUUCAAAGACACCAGCGUACAACAUGCAAAGCGGAUCAAAGACGCCUGCAUACAACAUGUAUGAUGGAUCAAAGACUCCUGCGUACGGUAAUUCAUUAAAGACGCCUGCUUAUAAUCCAUAUGUCAGCUCUUACAAUGACGGCUCGAAAACGCCAGCAUAUUCUUACGGGGGAGAUUCAACUCGUAACAUGGCACCGCCUUCUGUUCGACGUCCAGAAGCUGCACCAACACCAAUGGUCGCCCCAACUCCUGGAGGCGAGUUCUCUGCACCUACACCUGGAAUGUACAGCGCACCUACGCCGGGAGCAUCGAUGGGCGGAUCAUACGGUGUUGCUCCAACGCCAGGUGGUAUGGGAUCAGGUGGUUAUGGUGCUCCAACUCCGAACCCACUAGGUGCACCAACACCGGCUGGCGGUAUGCUUGGAGCUGCAACUCCUUAUACACCUGCCACACAGCCGAAAGGAUACGGCGGUACAUCAUCUGGUUGGGAUGCAGCAGGACAAGAUCAUCCUUUGUUGGAAGGUAUCCUUGUUCGAAUCAAAAAAGGAAAGCAUGAAGGCAAGACAGGAUACGUUAAAGCUGUUUAUGCAAAUGGUGAAAGUGGAGAUGUGGUCUUGGAAGAUUCUUCUCGUGAACGGUUGGACAAUAUCGGAAAAGAUUACGUUGAACCUUUACAACCAACCGGUAUUCGUAUGUUCUGUUUGGCUCUCACUGGCGAAUACAGAGGUAAAAAAGUCUUGGUGUUAAGCUUAGACGGAAGAGAAGUGAUGGGAUCCGUUGAAGGAAAGAAUGCCUUUUUCGAUGUGAGAGAUUUGGCAAGAAUGGGCUAAAAUCUGUAAAUGAUCAAUGGAUAUGUAUAUUUCUUAUACUUUUUAGUGACCUUUGUGAGCAAGAAGUAGAUCUUUAGAAAACAUUGCUGUAAUACGA